Messenger RNA from Linum tenue, 153 nucleotides. The record is from the annotation of a GenBank genome assembly. Lineage: Eukaryota; Viridiplantae; Streptophyta; Magnoliopsida; Malpighiales; Linaceae.
AUGGUGUGGUCAUUACUUGAUGGGUACGAGUGGACCGGUGGUUACGAGUGGAAAUUCGGAUUGUACUAUGUUGACCAUUUCAAAGCCCCUUCGACCAGAAUUCCAAAGAUGUCUGCAAUUUGGUUUAGGAAGUUCCUCAAACGAAUUAAUUAA